AUGAUUUCAAAAAUCCAGGAAGGGAUCUCCUUCCUUCUGGCUCUGGCCGGCAUGGACGAGGCCAGUUUCAAAAUUUUGCUAUGUUCCUUAUUAUCUUUCCCAUUCAACGUCGUCUUCAAGAGAUUGCCUGACCAAAGGUAUACGUUGAAGAAUGUUUACGUGGUGUCAGUAUCUGCUUUUUAUGUUUUCGCCAUCUUGAACCUUACCACAGGCUUGGGCACUUUGCUCAUAUCCUCGGGUGGUUGCUACUUCAUCACCAGAUACAUUAGAACGAGUCAGAUGCCUUGGAUCAACUUUUUGUUCUUGAUUGUCCACUUGGCGUACAGCCAUAUCCACGCACAAUUCUUCAACGUUUAUGACCCGACAGUAAUUGACAUCACUGGAGCACAGAUGGUUUUGGUGAUGAAGCUUUCUGCCUUUGGUUGGAAUGUACAUGACGGAAAACAUAAACUGGCAUUGACCGAGUACACGAAGUCUCGAGCAAUCAACAAACAUCCCAAUAUCUUACCAUUCUUGGGUUAUGUGUUUUUCUACCCUUCGUUGUUAACCGGUCCUGCGUUCGACUUCGUGGACUACGACAAGUUUAUUCACUCUACGCUAUUCGAUGACGUGCCAGAAGACAAGCGUCCAGGAAAGCGCAAGAGAAGAAUUCCACGUAGUGGUAAGCAGGCGCUCAGCAAGGUGCUCCAGGGAUUCUUUUGGGCAUUUUUGUAUCUUCAAGCUCCCAAAUAUGUCAGUCUCGACUACGUUCUUGGAGGAAAGUUUGUUACGGAGCACAGCUUCUUGUACAGAAUCUUCUACUUGUGGAUCUUGGGUAUAAACCACAGAUUGAAGUACUAUACCAUUUGGCUUAUUGCUGAGGGUUCGUGUAUCUUGUGUGGAAUUGGUUAUAAUGGAUAUGAUGCGGCCACCGGCACCUUCAGAUGGGAUAGAGUGCAGAACAUCGACCCAUGGAGAUUCGAGACCAGUCAGAAUGUUCACACGAGUCUUGAGGCCUGGAACAUGAACACCAACAAGUGGUUAAAGCAUUAUGUUUACUUGAGAGUGGCAAAGAAGGGCAAGAAGCCAGGAUUCAAGAGCACCCUAUUCACCUUCGCCACGAGUGCCUUCUGGCAUGGCACAAGACCAGGAUACUACUUGACAUUUGUGUUGGGAGCUUUCAUGCAAACCAUUGGAAAAAUUUACAGACGUAACUUCCGUCCAAUCUUCCUACAGGCCGAUGGAAAGACUCCAAAAUCCACCAAAGUUUUCUACGACAUUGUGUGCUUCUUUGUCACUCAGCUCACGUUCGGAUUUGCAUGUCAGCCAUUUGUGAUUCUCGACCUCCAGAAGUCGCUCUACUGUUGGUGGACCGUGGACAUGUACAUUCCAAUUGGGAUUGCCGCCUCGCUUUUCUUGUUCAGAGGUCCAUUUGCCAAACAAGUUACUGGCUUCUUCAGGUCGUUGGCUCCAAAGAAACCUGUGGAGACAAAGCCUACGGAAUUAUUGCCCCACGAGGUUGCUAUGGUUGAGCUGGCUGUUGAGAAAGCCUUGCAAGAGGAAUACGAAGUGCCCACUUUGGGUCUUCCACCUAUCGAUGUUAUUGAGCAGGCUAGCAGAGAAGAGUUUGAGUCCGACAUGAAGGAAUUUGCUGAAGCAUGGCAGUCAUUCCGUACGAGGAGAGGGUCUCUUGGUAACAAUGAUUUGGACGGCUUGAAGGACGCAUACAAUAAUUUCACAGGAGAGAUCAACGAAAUCUUCCAGUCCAAGAAGCAGGAGUACCAGAAGAACAAUUCUAAACAGGAGGCCCAGGAUAUCAAACCUAAAGUGGAAUAA
Messenger RNA from Sungouiella intermedia, 1815 nucleotides. The record is from the annotation of a GenBank genome assembly. Lineage: Eukaryota; Fungi; Ascomycota; Pichiomycetes; Serinales; Metschnikowiaceae.